AUGACGUCCGGCAUGUUGCCGUUCAAGAGGUGUAGGUUGAGUGCUUCUCCGGCAACUGGCCUUGUGGGGAUGCAGGAGAACGCCUUCCUCAGCGACUUCUUCGGCUGCGUUGGUUUUCUUCCACUCACCACCCCGAGUCACAUUCGGGAGACGAUGGUGACGAUCAUGUUACCCCGCGCCUCCUCUCAGCAGUCAGUCUUUGGGGACGACUGUGACGAGGGAGGGCACUACUUCGAAGCAGUCGCCCCGGGGGGCGAUCUGAGCAAGACCUCAGCACGAAACCAGUUUCCAAUGGACCCGUCAGCGUGCACGUCCUGGUGUGCGGUUGCUCUCGGGGCGCUCGUGAAGGGUAGCCCGAUCGAAUCGGUGACAAGCUACGCCCAACUGGCACAAGAAGCGCUUGCCAAGAGCAACUCCGGUCCCGGAGACGCCGAGGUCGCAAAGGCAUGGGUAAUUCUGGCUAACCUGCACGGCUUUAUGGGACACAAGGGUUUCACCGAGAUCGUCAAGUUCAAAGACAUCGCCAACGUGUCCUGUGGGAAGUGGCAGGUGGAGUCUUUCCCUGUCCAAGGAGAAAACCUUCCUCCCCCUCAGUUAAACGAGGCUGCUACCGAAGCCGAGCUGUAUCGAUACGUCUCUCGAUCUUUCGUAGCGUUUGAGGAGACGAUCUACACGACCAUGAUCGAGCAGAGCGCGAGUGGCGGCAACGGCCUGUGCGACUCUGAGCCUCAUGGCAGGCCAGGCGGGGUACUACCUCUCCCGGAAGACUUGAUGGCUGCUGAUUUCUCUAAGGCUUUGAAGUCGUUGUUGGACGAUGGCGAUGGUAUCGAUUUUGGACCGCUUCAAGAAGCCGUGGAUCGGUGA
This is a messenger RNA of Ectocarpus siliculosus, 864 nucleotides long. The record is from the annotation of a GenBank genome assembly. NCBI's taxonomy places the organism in Eukaryota, Phaeophyceae, Ectocarpales, Ectocarpaceae.